AACAAUGAGAUGUAAUACGCGAAAAACUAGAAGAAGAAGAAGUGGUGCAACCGCUUCUUCUGUCCGGCCAAUCCAAUGGGAGCUCGUUUGUCGACAAGAGAAAACAAAUAAAUAUCAACAGUUAAAAAACAUGACUUCGGUUUGCUCAGAGUUCCGAGACUGGAACCUUGAAAACGUAUGUUCGCCUAACGUAUUAAAAGAGGAGAAACAGCUCUGUGCGUCGCUCAGAAGGUUCUACAACCUAUACAGGAGGAAGUCCUUCGCUGCCUUUGUGGCAUCCAAGCAGGAAGCAAGUCCCGAGGUGGUGGGCAGUCCAUCCUGGUGCUGCUGUGGCCACGUGUUUGCUGAGCAAGCUGCUAUUCACCAACACGUUGCCAGAAUGCAUGGCAGUGAAAUUCAACAGCUGGCACGAGCCCAGUACAAUCACUCGCUUAACAAAGGGCAAGAAGAAAAAGACAACGCCAAACCAAACAAUGAAAGCUUGUCCAUGGAGGUCACUGCGUGGAUGCCAGACAUGAGUCACAUUCCCGAGGAUCAGCUCAAGAAAGGCCCCGGCAAAGUUCUGCUUUACUAUCGUUACUGCCACGUGGAGGAGCCGCAUGUUGUCUGCGCUUGGCAGAGAGCUUUAUGCCAGCGCCUCCAUCUAACUGGCAAGGUAAGGGUCGCCACAGAGGGCAUCAACGGAACAGUGGGGGGCACCCGUGUCGCUACUGAGGUUUAUGUGGACGCAAUGUGCUCGCAUCCUCUUUUCCAGAUGGGAAAAGAGGAUUUCAAGACAAGCGAUGGCGGUCCUGAGUGUUUCACCGAGCUGAAGGUGGGUGUCUUUGAGGAAAUCGUCCCGAUCGGAUUAGACCCUGACGUCAUCUCCUACCACCUGGCAGGAGUCCAUCUGGACCCUGAGGAGUUUCACAAAGAGGUGGCGGCUUUAAUGGUCGAAGGGGAUUCGCACGGUGACACAGUCCUGCUGGACUGCCGCAAUUUCUACGAGAGUAAAAUUGGUCAAUUCUCGCGCUGUCUGGCCCCCGACAUCCGCAAGUUCAGCUACUUCCCGGACUACGUGGACAAGAACCUGGAGCUCUUCAGAGACAAGAAGGUGCUCAUGUACUGCACCGGAGGCAUCCGCUGCGAGCGAGGAUCUGCUUACCUCCGCUCUAAAAAUGUGUGCAAAGAAGUUUACCAGCUGAAAGGUGGAAUCCACAAAUACCUGGAACGCUACCCCGACGGCUUUUACCGCGGGAAGCUCUUUGUUUUCGACGAGCGCUACGCCAUUUCCUCCAAUGACGACAUCAUUGCUGGUUGCAGGUACUGCGGACGCCCCUGGGAUCGCUACCAGCUGUGCACUACGCGCUUCUGCUGCCAGCUGGUGCUGUCCUGUCCCACUUGUCGCUCUGAGGGGCACACUGCCUGCUGCCCCGGUUGCCUCACUGGCAGCACGCUGCGCAAAGAGGGGUGUGAGUGUACCGACGGACGUCCCAGGAUCCCUCAGGAUGUGAAUAAUGAUGGCAAGCCACUUCAUUUGGUACUCUAGGUUGAAGACAACACUUUUGGCACUUUUUUUUUUGCCCUCUUCUCCAGCCAAAUGAGGUGACCAGGGUAUUUGGAAUAAGUCUCGUGUGAUGAACUGCACUGCAAACCACAACAACAAACACAUUAUUACAGUCCAUACAGGGUGCAAAUACUUCAUUACUGUUUUUAAGAUGAUAUUUCAGGUACCUGUACUUGGCUUGAGUAUUUAUUUUGCAGAUAACUUUUCGCUUUUACUCUACUUUAAAAACAGAUAUAUAUACCUUCUACUUCUUACUUUAUCAAAAUUGUCUGAUGAUUUUUAAUUUCCUCCGAUAAUAAUACGAUGCAAGGAAAGGAUUAAAGGCAACCGCAUGAUGAAACGGAUUCAGAGAAGCAAAAUAUUCCCCAUUCAUGGCCAAUUUGAAAUAGCUGUUUUUGAAACGCCUCAGGUUCAACCACAACACAAUACGAGGCAUUUAUGAUGAGCUGGAAUCGCAGACACAAGAGGCGAGAUACUAUUCAGGUAUAGAGAGAGAAAACGUGAAGCUUUUGGUAGGUUUUAGUUGCUGUUGGAGUUGUUCAUGAACAUGGUUGUGAAAUAAGUAAUGAAAUAAAUGCAUGCUUUAACCAA
Molecule: messenger RNA, 2137 nt
Organism: Hippocampus zosterae (dwarf seahorse)
Lineage: Eukaryota; Metazoa; Chordata; Actinopteri; Syngnathiformes; Syngnathidae
Product: thiosulfate sulfurtransferase/rhodanese-like domain-containing protein 2
Exons: 9
Coding region: 5-1528 (507 amino acids)
Source: RefSeq, a predicted model, not a curated record